Molecule: messenger RNA, 2269 nt
Organism: Oryzias latipes (Japanese medaka)
Lineage: Eukaryota; Metazoa; Chordata; Actinopteri; Beloniformes; Adrianichthyidae
Product: cadherin-related family member 5-like
Biological process (GO): adherens junction organization; cell morphogenesis; homophilic cell-cell adhesion
Cellular component (GO): catenin complex; membrane; adherens junction
Molecular function (GO): beta-catenin binding; cadherin binding; calcium ion binding
Source: RefSeq, a predicted model, not a curated record
CCGAGAGCAUGGUUCUCCGAGACCGGAGCACCAACCGGCCCUUCCGGGUCCGGGCUCAGGAUGAGGACUUUGCCGCCGGGCUGAAUCCAGAUGUGAGGUACGAGGUUCAGUACAGCAGCUACGUCAACGUGACCUCUGACGGCUUUGUGGUCCUGAAGAGAGUGGUGAAGACCGAGUCCUUCGCCCUCCAGCUGCGUGCCGUGGACGCGGUGACCGGCGAGUUUGGAACGGCGGCGCUCUCCGUUCAGGUCAUUCCCGCUGUAGCCAUCCCCUCCCCCGCAAACACUGGCUAUCGCCCAGGCGACAUGGCGCUGCUGGGCCUCGUCAUGGCGGCUCUGCUCGUCCUUUCCCUCAUCGUGAUUGGCUUCCUGGUUUCCCGCUUGUGGAAGGGAAAGUCCAGUUUGGGAAACUUGUGUCAGUGCCUGCAGGGCGAGGAGCCCCGGGCCGGACGCCGAGACUCCCUGCAGUACACCAAUGACGGCUUCCAGAACGAGUCCGACCGCGGGGGGGUCCGCCGCUGGAACGCCACUCCCAGGCGCAGCACCUUUCCCCAGCCCCGGGGCCGGGUCCUACCCCUGGAGAGGCGGGGCCACUGCGCCUCCUGCGGCAUCUACAGCAACCACGUCCCCAAGGGGAGCCCCGUGAUGAGGCCCAGCAGGAGGGGCCGAGGAGACGGGGACGAGCUCGGCGUGAGGUCCAUCCUGUCCCAGCAGCCGCGCCGGGAGGGGGGGAAGAGCGUGUGGUUCAAGCAGAGCGACGACUCCUCCGACAUCGAGGUGGAGAUCAUCCCGGACGCUGUGGGCCGGGUGGAGGAGGAGACUGAGGAGGAGCUGGAGGUGGAGAUGGAGGACGUGGUCAGAGACCCUGCCGCACCCAUGAGGCCCCCCGAGGACGUGCCCGACAGUGAGCGCGUGCAGACCAGUGAGGAGCAGAACCCCACAGAACCUGCAGAACCGGGCUCAGACAGGGGGGAGGUGGGGCAGCAGGAGGAGCGCUGAUGGCGGGGGUCAGAGGUCAGACUGAACAAACAGCCUAGGAGCACCUGUGAGGGCGAGGGGGAUGGACAGCCUUUUUUUUACUUUCACAUCCCACCCCCCUGACGCUGCAGCACCUAUGGAGACCAAAGUUCUGCGGUUCUCACAGGUUCUUCACGUUCCAUUCAGACAGACUAAACGUGUGCCCCGCCCCCCAGCGCAGCAGACACAAACCACGCUGAAGCGGAGCGGCUCUUCAGAAAACAUCAACAUGGUCACAGGUCUGAGUAACCCCCUCCUGUAGGGGGGGGUGUCUCCCAUUGUCCCGGCGCUUCCCGGUGGGAAUCUAUUACUCUGGAGUUCUGAACAUUAAGAGCACGCCUGAUGUUUCAGCAGAAACUGUCGGGUUUUCCAUGCAGGUGGGACACAGACCAGGUACGGCGGCUGCAGGGUUAAAGCCACGGCAACGUUGACCUGAAGGCCGGAGUUUGUUCACGGUGACCCCCGGUGAGGUUGGGAAAACGUUCUCACAGAUCCUCAUGCGAAUAUUAACCUUGAUCCCCCAAGAACGGCCCUUCAAGUUGUACUACAGUAAAAGUAUCAUUCUAGUAGAAGUACAAAAGUGAAUAAUUUCCUUCACAGUUUUUCAUCUUUUUGGCGUCAAUAAAGUUUUCACCAUCAUGUUGGAUAGUCAGGGAUGCGUUGGCUGACAUCCGUUUCUUAACCGAACCUACAACUUCCUUUAGUAAAUACUGAAAAAUAUAUAUAUUUCUAUUUAUCUCAAAAUUUUGUCCCAUUUUUGCGUCCUACAUAAGUGUUAGAUCAAUGUUCAAUAUAAAAAUCAGCGUUUUCGUCAGACGUUUCAAAAGGGUCUAGCCUGUUGAGGCUUGUUGUAGAUGCGCUGAUGCGUCCAUAGUGGUUCCAUAGUUGAUGGUCAAGUUAAUGGUUCCAUUUCUGGACAGAAUUCCCUAAAAUCGGUUUGUUUUCAUUAACGUGCCUCUACUAUGGUGCAAAAAUGUUACACAUCUGGACAGUCACAGUCCAUUGUAACCAUUGUGUCCAUUGUAAAGUGUGCCGCAGUAAAACUACUUUCUAUGCACAAAGUUACUGAAGUAAAAGUAUCUCAGUUCUUUAAGCUUUACCCAAGAGCUCCACACAGAGCUCCAUUAACUCCGAGACAUCUUUGUACUAAACCCUUCAAAUUCUGAUCAUGUUGGUGAAAAGUAUAACAAGCUGUCCUGUUUAGUUUUGUAAAGUGACUGAAAAUGUUGAAUAAAGUUUUCUGGUGGUGGGAU